Betta splendens (Siamese fighting fish) is the source of this 5699-nucleotide messenger RNA. RefSeq names its product protein kinase C, alpha, a (gene prkcaa). Bases 201 to 2273 code for a protein of 690 amino acids. Gene Ontology annotation, biological process: protein phosphorylation. The record is from RefSeq and is a predicted model, not a curated record. NCBI's taxonomy places the organism in Eukaryota, Metazoa, Chordata, Actinopteri, Anabantiformes, Osphronemidae. Gene Ontology annotation, molecular function: zinc ion binding; ATP binding; diacylglycerol-dependent serine/threonine kinase activity. The transcript has 19 exons.
CUAGCUUGACAACGUGCCGAGCUGUCAGCGGAGCAGCCCAGCGGUGUCGACAGGCAGGGAAAGCCCUCAGACAGCGAGCACAGCGUCUCCAGCGCACACCGCCGCUCGCUCCCCGCUGGCCCCACACGGCUCUGCCUCUGCGUCCACACGGGCUCGUGAACUCCGCGAAGCCGCAGCGCUGCCCCGACCCUCCGCCGGACAUGGCUGAUGUGACUUCCAACGAGUCGUCCACCGCGGACGUCGCCAAUCGGUUCGCGCGCAAGGGCGCCCUGAGGCAAAAGAACGUCCACGAAAUCAAGAACCACAAAUUCAUAGCCAGGUUCUUCAAGCAGCCGACCUUCUGCAGCCACUGCACCGACUUCAUCUGGGGAUUUGGAAAACAAGGAUUCCAGUGCCAAGUUUGCUGUUUCGUGGUCCACAAGAGGUGCCAUGAAUUCGUCACGUUCUCCUGCCCGGGGGCCGAUAAAGGAGCCGACACGGACGACCCCAGAACAAAGCACAAGUUUAAGAUCCACACCUAUGGGAGUCCCACCUUCUGCGACCACUGUGGCUCUCUGCUCUAUGGCCUCAUCCACCAGGGCAUGAAGUGCGACUCCUGUGACAUGAACGUCCACAAGCAGUGUGUCCUGAACGUGCCCAGCCUGUGCGGCACCGAUCACACUGAGAGGAGGGGCCGGCUUUACCUCAAGUGUGAGGUCGGCGGCGAUAAGCUGCAGGUCACAGUGGGCGAGGGCAGAAACCUGAUUCCCAUGGACCCAAAUGGACUCUCCGAUCCAUACGUCAAGCUCAAGCUUAUACCAGACCCCAAAAACGAGACCAAGCAGAAGACCAAAACCAUCCGCUCCAACCUCAACCCCAAAUGGAACGAGACCUUCAAUUUCAAGCUGAGGCCUACAGAUAAGGACCGCAGGCUGUCGGUGGAGGUGUGGGACUGGGACCGGACCACCAGGAACGACUUCAUGGGAGCCCUGUCUUUCGGCGUGUCCGAGCUCAUGAAGUCUCCGGUCUGCGGCUGGUACAAGUUGCUGUGCCAGGAGGAGGGCGAGUACUACAACGUUCCCAUCUCAGAGGAGGACGACGGCAACGAGGAGCUGAGGCAGAAGUUUGAGGACUGCCAAAUUAACUUUAAUCUAAAGGACCAUGCAGUUGUGGACGACUCUGAUAAGAAAGCCAAGCUCGGCCCCGGGAAGAAGGUGAUCGACGAGACGGACGACGCCGGCUCCAACCAGCUGCCGUCCAACAACCUGGACCGAGUCAAGCUCAGCGACUUCGCCUUCCUGGCGGUGCUGGGGAAAGGCAGCUUUGGGAAGGUCAUGCUGGCAGAAAUGAAGUCAACCGAAGAGCUGUAUGCAAUAAAGAUCCUGAAGAAGGACGUGGUGAUCCAGGACGAUGACGUGGAAUGUACCAUGGUGGAGAAGCGGGUCCUGGUCCUGCAGGACAAGCCGCCCUUCCUCACACAGCUGCACUCGUGCUUCCAGACUGUGGAUCGUCUCUACUUCGUCAUGGAGUAUGUGAAUGGUGGAGACCUCAUGUACCAUAUCCAACAAGUGGGCAAAUUCAAGGAACCUCAGGCUGUGUUUUACGCGGCAGAGAUUGCUGUGGGCCUCAUCUUCCUGCACAGUAAAGGAAUCAUCUACAGAGAUCUGAAGUUGGACAAUGUGAUGCUUGACUCUGAGGGACACAUUAAGAUUGCUGACUUUGGGAUGUGUAAAGAGCAAAUGGUGGAGGGAGUGAGCACGCGCACCUUCUGCGGGACUCCAGACUACAUCGCCCCGGAGAUCAUUGCGUAUCAGCCAUACGGACGCUCUGUGGACUGGUGGGCAUACGGAGUGCUGCUCUACGAAAUGCUGGCAGGACAGCCUCCUUUUGAUGGAGAGGAUGAAGAUGAGUUGUUUCAGUCCAUUAUGGAGCACAACGUGUCCUACCCCAAGUCCCUGUCCAAAGAAGCUGUCUCCAUCUGCAAAGGGCUGAUGACCAAGCACCCGUCCAAGCGUCUUGGCUGCGGUCCUGAGGGAGAGAGGGACAUCAGAGAGCACGCCUUCUUCAGACGCAUCGACUGGGACCGCCUCCAGAACCGGGAGAUCCAGCCGCCCUUCAAGCCCAAAGUGUGCGGCAAAGCGGCGGAGAACUUCGACAAGUUCUUCACUCGCACCCAGCCGCAGCUCACCCCGCCGGACGAGCUGGUCAUCGCCAACAUCGACCAGGCCGAGUUCGCGGGCUUCUCCUUCAUCAACCCGCAGUUCGUGCACCCGUCGCUCAGCAGCAGCUUGUGAGCAGGACGAGGAGGCUCAGCGCUCACUGCCACCAACGGAAAUCUACCAAAAACUCAACGUCUGACUGCAACUUGAUCAAGGCCUACCAUUGAUGUUUAUGUGUUAGUUUGAAUUGCAAACAGGAAUUUAGGGCAUGCAUAUUCGUUCUGUAAAACACCUUCGCCAGGUUGGCGUGUCAUUCACAUUGUUUUCCAGCCUCCAUGAGAAAUGAUUUCAUUUAGAUUAAAGUCAAAGUCCAGGAUCCUUUCGCCUGUAAUAGAUGUUUGAAAGUUUACCAUAACUGGAUGCGUGAUGAAAUGACCACAGUGAAUGACAGCGUGUCAGUAUGAAACACACCAGCUGGUGCAGGUGGAACCAGCACCUUGUUCCCUGUGUGGCGUUUACAGGUCGCACCCCCCUUUGGUUUCAUGGUGACGGCGUAACAUUGAUUGUAGACAUUUUUAACUUGCGAUGUGUCGAUCCAGUAGGUACGUAGUUAUAUAACAUGCAGCCUGUAGAACUGCCAAACGUUGAGACGCACCCAGUGGGUUUGAUUCCGGUCACCCUGUUUUACUGCUAGCGAUGCCAAGCCCUUUGUUUCUAUUCCCACUUUAGGAAUCACCGUAGUCGUGCAUCUACCCUGAGAAAUCGAACCUACAAGUUUACAGUUUGUCAUGUUUGAAGACUAGUCAGUGUUAACUUCUCUUCCUGUCCCCUUAGUCUUACAAUAUGAGAUUUCUAAGAUUACAACAUCAGCUGAUGUCAUUGUGUAUUAAACAUGCAAAUAUCACAUCUGUCAAGUUUCUUAGACAUUAACCAGAUUAGAGAGUCGCCACAAUCAUUAUUAGUUUAACGUUUUCGAUCCUUUAAAGGAUUUUUUUAAACCAGACUUGCUUCUACUCUUCUUUUGUUUGUGGUUUAAUCCGUAUUUUUCCAUUAGAUCAAUAUUUUCAUGCAUCUUCUGUCAGCAUACGGCUCCUUUGUAAAUAAUCGUGUUAUUAUUGUGAAGAAGAGUAGAGCAAGUGACAGUUUUUAUACCAACACCUGAAUGUGCUUUUAUGACAUGAAUCAGACAAACCAACAUUGGUUUGUCUGAAUAGAAUCAAACUAGGAACAUGACCCAGUAGGCAGCCCAUCAACUUUUUAUCCGCUGGGUGUCUUAAAUGCAAUCCAGAUUUAGCACGUUGUUAGAAUUACCUUUUUUGCCUGUGUUGGCAGAUUGAUCAGGAUUUGUGUUCCUGUUUUUGUUUUUGUUUGUUUGACCUAAUUUGAUGUUCUGCGUUGACUGGAUGCACGUCUGGCUGUGUGUGCACGCUGUUGGUAUGCGCCUGCCGUGCAUGUGAUCACGUGAGAAAGCAAGAAGCCUGACGCAGUCAAAGGAAGGCUCCACUCAGUGGCCUGGCUCGUGUUAACUUCAGUUCACCAUGUUCAAUACAAACUAAUUAACUCUCUGCGCAGCAGUAAUCAAAGAAAGUCAAGUUAUCACAAUUUUCUCAGUUCCCACAAUUUUCCAGAUUCUUCAAAUAGGUUUAGACUUUUUGUACAUGUGCAUCGUGUAUUUUCAGUAGGAGAAUGUAAAUGCUGACAUGAAUGGAUUUGGCUAUAAACUUAAUGCUGCGUUGUUGUAAUUGUUCUUCUUUUUAGUGUUGUUUUUUGGAUGUUGUUUGUUGACCCGAGUGGCGUGCGAUACGUGGAAACUUUAGAUGCGUUCACACUCGCUCACCCAGACUGUACCCCAUCGGACGGAACCUUUUGCACGUGCCAAACCUGAGAGCUGCCAGGACCCGACAGCGGUCCCGCGGGCGUCAGGGGCCUGCUCUGCGCCCCCUACAGCUCAGCGUGGGGUUAGCGGCUCCCAGCGUACGAGGACGCUAGAAGCCCCUCGCUCACGGUGGUGGAUUUCGAACUCUUGUCUGAGAAUUUGACUGAGCGUCUACAGAUGUGACAGAAGAUAUUUUCUGUGCACAUCCAGAGCUCACCCCGACAGUCUGGCCCUUGUCUGAGCCUUCGUGCACCUCUGAAUGAUACUGUGCAUCCCUUUAAUGGAAGCUGAUGACUUCCUUCUUCCUGUUUGUAGAAACCUUGAAAUAACGAGUCACAGAUAGUGUAUGCAUGAAACAAUACAGUCCCCUGUGUGCCUUUCCCAACCGCAACACAUUUAUUUAGCAUCCUUCUUCUAAUGUCUAACUCUCCAUAAUCCAUGUUUCCUCCACAUCAUUGCUUCACCUAAUCUUUUUGUACUACUUCAGUUAGUUUCUACUUUCGAUCUGUGUCGGUGUCUCAGAACGUCUCUUGAUUCUCAAUGAAUGUAAAGCUCCUAUAAACAACUCUGCACGCGUUAGUCCCACAGCCGGGCCACCAACUACUGUAGUUUGUACUUUAAAUCUAACCUGAAAACAACUGGGCUCAUGCUCCCGUGUCCGCUUGCCUGACCUUUGCCUCCCUGUGCCUAAUAUCGACUGAAUGCUUUAGUGAGUGAUUGCUAACCGUGUCGACAGUCUCAAAGUAUAAUAAUCAGGGAGUGACGGAACAAUGAACGUUGGUGGAUGUGACUGAGCUGAAAAGAGCAAUGAUGAUGAUGAUGAUGAUGAUGAUGAUGAUGAUGAUGAUGAUGAUGAUAAUGGCUUGUGUGGAGGACGACCCUCGUGCCUCGUCACUUUGAACCAUCCAACCCCCCUUUUGUUUUUUUUUACCUCUUCCUCCUUCCUCAGUGCCUGGGCCCCAUCUUCAUCACAACACUCCUCCUCUCACCCUUUAAAGCCCAUCAGGUCAGGAGCGCACUGUUUCCUUCCUACAGAUGGCAUCAGUUCUUCCUCGCUACACGCUCUCCCUAGUGCAUCAUGGGAAAAGAGUUAGCCAAACUUAUUUGGUGUUUAACUUUGUUUACAAUCUAUUUGACGUCCUGACAUUUGUUAUUAGCUUAUGAUUCAUAAUUAGGACCUGAAGGGAACUAAACCCUUUUUAGUUUUGACAAAAUUCAUUUGAAAAUAAGGGUUUAAGGGAGAGGUCUAUUUAAAACACUCAGUUUAUGUAAGUUUAAGUUUUGUUUUAGAGUAAUGAUUUUUCUUUUUUGUAGGGAGUCAUUACAGUAUGUUUUGUGUGGUCUCCGCUGUAAAAACAAGAGUUAAAGUGAACUGCAAAGCACAGGAUCAUUAACAUGCAGGAAUGCCUUAUCGCUUUACCGAGACAGUACCACGGUCUCUACUCUCCUCUCGUUGUUCAUUUAGAGUCUAGACACCCUGCUGUUGUACAUAAAUGACUUACAGUAGACGCCUACAUAGAUUGUACAAGAAGAUAUAUUGUAUUUUGCAAAUGGUGUAUGUUUCCAUUGUCCACCUUAAACCUUUACAGUGAGUCUGAGCUACUUACCUUGUACCUGAUUGUCUCAUUUGUACCUAAUGUAUGAUAACAAAAAUUAAUAAAGGAAAAAUCUGGUUCAUACUCAAA